GAGUGCUGCAUUGCUGUACCUCUCUCUCAGAUCGUCUUUAUUGAAGAGCAAGCAGCUGGGAUAGGAAAAAGUGCCAAAAUAGUAGUUCAUCUUCAUCCUGCUUCUUCAAACAAAGAACCUGGUCCAUUCCAAAGCAGCAAAUAUUCCUACAUCAAACUUUCUUUCAAAGAACAUGGGCAGAUUGAGUUCUAUAGACGAUUAUCAGAAGAAAUCACACAAAGGAGAUGGGAGAACAUGCCUACUGGUCAGACCAUUCAAGUUAACAAGGAUCCACAGGCAGGAAGAAUAAGGGCUGUAGGAAUUGUGGGGAUCGAAAGGAAAUUAGAGGAAAAAAGAAAAGAGACCGACAAAAACAUUUCUGAGGCUUUUGAGGAUCUUAGCAAACUUAUGGAGAAGGCUAAGGAAAUGGUGGAGUUAUCCAAGUCGAUAGCUAAUAAGAUUAAAGAAAAACAAGGUGACAUCACUGAGGAUGAGACUAUUAGGUUCAAGUCUUAUCUACUGAGUAUGGGUAUAGCUAAUCCAGUUACUAGGGAAACAUAUGGAUCUGGUACACAUUACCACAUGCAACUGGCGAAGCAACUAGCUGGAAUACUGCAGACACCAUUAGAGGAGCGAGGAGGGAUCAUGUCACUUACGGAAGUGUACUGUCUGGUAAAUCGUGCACGAGGAUUAGAGUUGCUGUCACCAGAAGAUUUAGUAAAUGCUUGUAAGAUGCUGGAGUCACUGAAAUUACCACUAAGACUUCGGAUAUUUGACAGUGGUGUAAUGGUGAUUGAACUCCAGUCUCAUAAUGAAGAGGAAAUGGUAGCUUCUGCUUUAGAGACAGUAUCUGAAAAGGGUUCUCUCACAGCUGAUGAAUUUGCUAAGCUGGUGGGGAUGUCUGUUCUCUUAGCCAAAGAAAGGCUGCUUCUUGCUGAAAAGAUGGGCCAUCUUUGCAGAGAUGAUUCAGUAGAAGGCUUGAGAUUCUACCCAAAUCUAUUUCUGACCCAAAGCUAAUGUAGUUUGUGUACAAUUUGUUACGUAACAGUGGAACAAGAGAGCAGAGGGGAGAACCCUUCCAACAACUGACUUUAAAAUUCUUAUUUUGUUAGCCAACUGCAACGGUGAUGAACAUUGCAAUGCUUUACAGUUCUCAGGUAUUUCAAGUGCUGAAUCCUUUUACGUGGAGCUGAGAGGAAAUAGGAAUCACUAAGUCAGAAGC
Messenger RNA from Cariama cristata (Red-legged seriema), 1201 nucleotides. It is a transcript of the gene VPS36, whose product is annotated as vacuolar protein sorting 36 homolog (S. cerevisiae). NCBI's taxonomy places the organism in Eukaryota, Metazoa, Chordata, Aves, Cariamiformes, Cariamidae. Gene Ontology annotation, cellular component: late endosome membrane; ESCRT II complex. The annotation marks the transcript as partial. Gene Ontology annotation, molecular function: phosphatidylinositol-3-phosphate binding; ubiquitin binding. The record is from RefSeq and is a predicted model, not a curated record. The transcript is spliced from 12 exons. Gene Ontology annotation, biological process: protein transport to vacuole involved in ubiquitin-dependent protein catabolic process via the multivesicular body sorting pathway.